Molecule: messenger RNA, 374 nt
Organism: Diceros bicornis minor
Lineage: Eukaryota; Metazoa; Chordata; Mammalia; Perissodactyla; Rhinocerotidae
Product: large ribosomal subunit protein eL37-like
Exons: 1
Coding region: 21-314 (97 amino acids)
Biological process (GO): translation
Cellular component (GO): ribosome; cytosolic large ribosomal subunit
Molecular function (GO): RNA binding; structural constituent of ribosome
Source: RefSeq, a predicted model, not a curated record
GUCUCGGCCACAGAAGCGAGAUGACGAAGGGAACGUCAUCGUUUGGAAAGCGUCGCAACAAGACGCACACGUUGUGCCGCCGCUGUGUCUCUAAGGCCUACCACCUUCAGAAGUCGACCUGUGGCAAAUGUGGCUACCCUGCCAAGAGGAAGAGACAGUAUAACUGGAGUGCCAAGGCUAAAAGGCAAAAUACCACCGUGACCGGUCGAAUGAGGCACCUAAAAAUUGUGUACCGCAGAUUCAGGCAUGGAUUCCGUGAAGGAACAACACCUAAACCCAAGAGGGCAGCUGUUGCAGCAUCCAGUUCAUCUUAAGGAUUUCGAUGAUUAGUCACGCAAUAAAUGUUCUGGUUUUAAAAAGAUAAAAAAAAAAAA